ACUGUAUGGAAAGAGUUUUAUCCAAGUUCGUUUCCUCCAAUCGUCAAAUUGCCAGCUUUGUUCGACCCUCGACAUAAUCCACAAUAAAAAUUUAAUAAAUCGUUCACUUUCGGAUUUAAAGUAAAGUCGAAGGAGGUAGAUGCUCCAACAGUUACCAGCUGGUGCUUUUGCUCCAUGGACACAAUUAAACAAGGGUGCUUCAAUGGGCGUCGGGGAAUUUAAGAUGUCUCGGAUUCCAGUUCUGAGGUCAAGUUUCCAUGGGCUCAAGGUUGAGAUUGCGUACAACAAUGCUAUUGCCAAAACAAGACCAAGGAUCUUCUUCUGUACAUUUAGAAGCCCUUAUCGAGGCCGUAACACACUAAAGAAACACGAAAUAAUACCUCAGAACACAGAUCUUCCACCUGCGCUGCCCAAAAAGAAGAAAAAGCCGUACCCCGUUCCUCUAAAGAAAAUUCAACAAGCAGCAAGAGCCGACAAGAAGCUAGCAGAAAUGGGCAUCGAGAAACCGCUCGAGCCUCCCAAAAACGGACUUCUCGCACAAGACCUAAUUCCAGUCGCUUAUCAAGUACUCGACUCUUGGAAAGUCUUGAUUAAAGGGCUCGCACAGCUCAUGCACGUUGUUCCCGUCCAUGCUUGUAGCGAAUGCUCGGAAAUUCACGUAGGGUUAAUUGGCCACGACAUUCAAGACUGCCGCGGCACGACAAGCGGGGCCCGCAGAAGCCACCACUUGUGGAUAAAGGCCUCUAUCAACGACGUGCUUAUCCCCAUCGAGUCGUACCACAUGUUCGAUCCAUUCGGCCGGCGAAUCAAGCAUGAAACUCGAUUCAACUACGAUAGAAUCCCCGCCGUGGUCGAACUCUGCAUCCAAGCUGGUGUAGAAUUACAAGAAUACCCUUCUAGGAGGCGGACAGAGCCGAUCCGGAUGAUCGGCCGGAAGGUGAUCGAAAUGGGCGGCAUCGUGGAGGAGCCGCCACUAUGCGGCUCGCUGGUGGCGGAGCUCGACACCCACUCCGCCUCCGGGAGGUUUCCGCCCCCGUCGAAGGAGGAGGUUCCAGCGGUUGCGCGGGAGACUCUCUUUGCGUACGAAAGGGUGAAGUGGGGGGUGAGGAAGUUGAUGAGGAAGUACACGGUGAAGGCGUGCGGGUAUUGCUCGGAGGUGCACGUGGGCCCGUGGGGCCACAACGCGAAGCUCUGCGGGGAGUUUAAGCAUCAGUGGAGGGAUGGGAAGCAUGGUUGGCAGGAUGCCACGGUGGAUGAGGUGUUCCCGCCAAAUUACGUUUGGCACGUGGAGGAUCCGACGGGACCCGCACUGACGAGCGGGCUCAAGAGAUUCUACGGUAAGGCUCCGGCGGUGGUGGAGGUGUGCGUGCAGGCGGGGGCGAGUGUGCCGGAGAAGUAUAAGCCGAUGAUGAGGCUCGAUAUUGUGGUGCCGGAAGAUGAGGAGGCUCGAUUGAUUGCGUAGAACGUUACUAUUGGUGCUAUGAUGUACAAAUACCCAUAGUCUUGUAGUGCAUUCAACAUUACAUAAACACCUGUAAUAUUAAACAUACUUAAUCUUAUCUCGUUUUUGUUUUUGGUUUGUUUUGCGCGAGUAUUACACAUGACUUAUUUAUUGAAAUCUGUAGC
Molecule: messenger RNA, 1626 nt
Organism: Erythranthe guttata (spotted monkey flower)
Lineage: Eukaryota; Viridiplantae; Streptophyta; Magnoliopsida; Lamiales; Phrymaceae
Source: RefSeq, a predicted model, not a curated record